AUGGUUAUGCCUGCCUCUGCAAUUGGUUUUGAAGUACAGACUGUGAGAUAUACUCGUGGGAGUUUCAUUUUCCCUGGAGCCCAGUCAUAUCCUCAUCGUAGCUUCUCUGAAGAAGUUUCAGUCCUUGAUAGCUAUUUUAGGGAACUUUCCUCUUGCACCAAGGCUUAUGUUAUGUGUAGUUCUGACAAACAACAGAGAUGGCAUGUUUAUUCUGCUUAUGCUGGAGGUGCUAAAUUUUUAAACCCUGUUUACACUUUAGAGAUGUGUAUGACUGGUUUGGAUAGGGAUAUGGCUUCUAUUUUCUACAAGAAGGAAUCAAGCUCAGCAGCUCUGAUGACCAAUAAGUCUGGUAUAAGGAAAAUCCUCCCGGCUUCUGAUAUAUGUGAUUUUGAGUUUGAGCCAUGUGGAUACUCCAUGAAUUCCAUUGAAGGCACUGCACUGUCUACCAUUCAUGUUACCCCUGAGGACGGAUUUAGUUAUGCGAGCUUUGAAGCAGCCGGUUAUGAUUUCAAAGUUAUGAAUCUGGGUCUUCUGAUUGAGCGGGUUUUGGUAUGUUUCAAACCAAAGGAGUUUUCUGUUGCCCUGCAUGCUGAUUUUGGUUUAAAGUUAUUUGAUCACACAUACUGCCUCGACUUGAAGGGGUACUCUCUUGAAGAGAAAAACGACGAAGAGCUGGGAAUGGUUGGUUCAAUUGUCUACCAGAAGUUUGUCAAGACUGGAUCCUGUGGAUAUCCAAAGUCCAUUCUGAAAUGUCGGGGAGAUCAAGAAGAAGAAUAA
Messenger RNA from Fraxinus pennsylvanica, 777 nucleotides. NCBI's taxonomy places the organism in Eukaryota, Viridiplantae, Streptophyta, Magnoliopsida, Lamiales, Oleaceae. The record is from the annotation of a GenBank genome assembly.